ACGGUGACGGUCCUUUUGUCUCUCUCCGUCGCCAACCCUUGCAGACGAAGUUUCCUCUCUUUCUGUUACCGAUCCCUGCAAUCCACUGGGCACGCGCCUACCAUUACCGUCUUCGCUUCCCUCAUCUAUUUAUCCUAAACAUUAUAUUAUUAACUUCCGAAGUUACCCCUUCAAUCACAUCGCCGUGAAACACACUCACUUCGUUUCGCACCACCUCAAUCCAUAUUCUAUUUUUUUUUUAAUAUUAUUUAUUUUCUUCACUUCUAUAUUAAUUAAUUCAUUUUAAACAAUCAAAUUUAUUUUAACACCACAGCGCCACUUAUUGUUAUAUUUUGAAUUGAAAUCCAUUCCAAUUACAAAAGGCGAAAAACAGAAUUUCUCAAUUCUCAAUUUGAAACUCCGAAAUUCUGGAGAGGCUGACUGGUUGGUAGGUUGUGGCGGUGUUUCUUCAUCUAUCUAUCUAUUAUCAUCAGCACCCUAAAAUAUAACCUAACGCAAUACUACAAUUACAUUAGAGUUUCUACCUUCUCGUGUUGUGGAUUCGCUCCAAUUUCUAGGGUUUAUCAAUCAUAUAUAUAUGUUAAUAAAUUAAAUGGCCGGCGCCGGCGACCUAGAUUCCGAUGCGGUGCUCAGCGACGUCGAGGACGACAGCGGCGGCGAUUCGAUUCCGAUCGCCACGAAGCCACCUUCGCCGGAUGAGUUUUCCGUCGAGAGACUCCGAGAGGUUCUCGACGAGCUCGAUAAGGAGCGGCAGGCGCGGCUCGCCGCCGAGAAUUCGAAGACGGAAUUGCAGGUUUCGUUCAACCGAUUGAAGGCGCUGGCACACGAGGCCAUAAAGAAGCGCGACGAGUUCGGACGGCAGAGAGACGACGCCCUUCGGGAGAAGGAGGAGACGGCGAAGCAGCUAGAGGAAACGGCGAAGGAGCGAGACGCGCUGCGAUCGGAGAUUGGGAAUUCGAGCCACAUGCUAGUGACUGGCAUGGAGAAGAUCUCGGCGAAAGUGAGCAGUUUCGCCGGCAACGCGUUGCCGUUGCCGCGAUCGCAGAAAUACACCGGCAUGGCGGCGGUGGCGUACGGUGUUAUCAAGAGAGCGAAUGAGAUCGUGGAAGAGCUUUUGAAACAGAACGACGCAACUACGAAGUCUAGGAACGAGGCCAGGGAGCAGAUGGAGCAGCGGAAUUACGAGAUUGCCAUUGAGGUUUCUCAGCUUGAAGCCACAAUUAGUGGCUUGAGAGAUGAGGUUGCUAAGAAGGCUUCUCUUGUUGAGGGUUUAGAGAAGGAUUUGGCUGUUCGGGAUCAGAAGCUGAAUGAGAUUUCAGAGAAUUUGAGUAAGGAACAGAGUGAGGCUUUGCAAUUGAAGGAGUUUGUUGAUGAGUGUGAGGAUAAAUUGAGUAAGUUGGAAACUAAGAUGGAAUCCCAAAGGCCUUUGUUGAUUGAUCAGUUGAGUAUUGUUUCAAAAAUUCAUAACCAAAUUUGCAAUGUUGUUAAGAUAAUUGAUGAUGAUGGUACUUCGGAACUGUCUGAGUCGUUGUUUGUCCCGCAAGAAACGGACAUUGAGGAGAAUAUACGUGCUUCUUUGGCUGGGAUGGAAUCGGUAUAUGAGUUGACUAAGAUUGUUGUUCAGAAAGCUAGGGAUGUGGUUGAGGAGAAGAAUCAUGAGAUCAAGAGUUUAGAUGAGACUGUGACUCGGUUAAUUAGGGAGAAGGAUCAAAUUGGUUCUUUGCUUAGAAGUGCCUUGUCAAAAAGGAUGACAUCUGAUCCAUCUUCUAGGAAAAGUGAGUUAUUUCAAGCCGCAGAGAAUGGGUUGAGGGAGGCUGGGAUAGAUUUCAAAUUUAGUAAGAUUCUUGGAGAUGGAAAUGUUGCAGCUUCAAAUAACAAAUCAGACACAACGGAAAAAGAAGACGAGGAUGAAAUAUACUCUUUGGCUGGUGCUUUGCAAGAUGUUGUUAAGACAUCUCAGCUUGAGAUCAUUGAGUUGCAGCAUACUGUGGAUGAAUUAAGGGCAGAGUUGAGCUUACUUAAGCAGCAUAUUGAAGCUCAGGCCAAGGAGCUUGACCAUAGAAUGCAUCGGAUAGAGGAACUUGAAGAGAAGGAGAGAGUGGCAAAUGAAAAUAUUGAGGGUCUAAUGAUGGACAUUGCUGCUGCUGAAGAAGAAAUUAACAGAUGGAAAGUAGCGGCAGAGCAAGAAGCUGCAGCAGGCAGAGGCGUCGAACAAGAAUUUGUGGCACAGUUGUCAGCUCUUAAGCAGGAACUUGAAGAGGCGAAACAAUCAAUGUUAGAAUCAGAGAAGAAACUAAAAUUCAAAGAAGAGACAGCAGCUGCUGCCAUGGCUGCCAGAGAUGCAGCAGAGAAGUCUCUUAAGUUGGCAGACUUGAGGUCAUCUAGACUGAGAGAGAGAGUUGAGGAGCUUACUCAUCAGCUUGAAGAGUUUGAGAACAGGGAAGACUCGAGGGGCCAAAACAGGCCUAGAUAUGUUUGUUGGCCAUGGCAGUGGCUCGGCUUAGACUUUGUGGGAUUUCAGCAGCGACUCGAUACACAACAGCAGGCUUCUAACGAAAUGGAACUUUCUGAACCUCUCUUAUAAUUGGACCUUUUCUAUUUUUUGUUUCUUAUUUUCUUGUGUAUUUAUGUUGAUUUCUUCAAUUUUAUGUCACAAAAUUGUAGUUGAUAGCAUCAUGUUGAUCCAGCAUUUAGUCCAGCUAUUGAUCCAGCAUUAGGCUCCUCUUAAUUGAGAAAGCCUCUGAAGUAUACACGCGAAGGUGUGUUCACUCUUGAAUGGGUUAACUUCACUAAACACUUAUAUCUAAAUUAACAGUGAAUGCAUCUUCACUUAUGUUUUCACACUAUAGAUGAGCUGUUUCCCUGCAUCAUCAUGUUGUAGUUGCUUCUGGCUUGAAUAAAUGGCCAUUGCAAUUUUAUUGUUUUGUACGAUCCUUCCAUCAAAGCAAUCAACAGUGUAUCCACGGGAAGUUGCAUAACCGAAGUUUCUGUAUCUACGAUAAAUGUUUUUGGGUUACAUUUUUUGAGUCUGUGCUUGCUAAUUUCAGUUGCAACUUUGUUAGCUUCUGUCUGCCCAAUUUUUUUACCAAAUAGUCUUUUGAGGGAUAUAUGGUUUCGUCAACCCGUGCAAGUGCUGCCAGUCUAGAUUUAGAACGGGUGGGUAGGUUAAACUCUCAACCCCCCAAAUCUAUAGAAACUAGUGCGGUUUCAACGAUUGGACGAUAUUCAAUUGUCAAUCUUUUUAUUAUCAAAAUAGGUUCAACAAUGUCACUAAUAAAAUAAAUGCAUGAUUUUUUUACCUUUAUUACUUCCAUACCAAAUACAGGCGAGCCUUUUAUCAUUCCAAAUGUAUAUGACUUCUGUUCAAUUUUUUUGAAUUAUUAUUUAAAUUACUUUUUCCUUUGUUAAUUAUGGCCACAUAUUGUAUUGAGAGUAUCAGCUUGACACAUAAUACAUCGAUUUCAGACGACAAAAGCGUUUCAGGGGCUGAAGGCUUUUGUCAAUGAUAGUUAAAUGGUCUUAACAUGUAUUUGAGAGGCUUGGACCAGCAUAAGAAUUUUUGAAGAGAAUGGGGCGUGUAGCAUUUCAAAUUAUUAAUUUGCUGUUGUUUUUGUAGGUUUAGGUGCAAGAUAGCUUUUGAGGUCUUGUAUUUGUAGACAAAUUCAUGGUCAGGACAAUCUUUUUCGCUGUCCAAUCUGGUACGACGAAAAUAUAAUAUAUAAGCAUUUCACUUUUAGGACCAGCUUGUCUGUGCUGUGUAUUAUAAAAAUAAAAAAUAAAUAAAAUACAUACGAAUCACUCAGGCCAACCAUUAACUAGACAUGUCAAAUUAAAUUAAAGUUCCAUUGCAUUGUGGAAUUGAGAUUAACUGACCAUUGACCGCGAUCUAGAGUGAAAACUUGAAAUCCGCGCAUCCUUUAAGAAACUGAGCUAAUGUUACGGAUUUUGUUAUUUGUGUGUAAUAAUCUCUAAUAAUUCUUGAGAAGAAAAAUUAAGAUACAAAAGAAGAAAACUACAUGUAACGGGG
Molecule: messenger RNA, 4027 nt
Organism: Abrus precatorius (Indian licorice)
Lineage: Eukaryota; Viridiplantae; Streptophyta; Magnoliopsida; Fabales; Fabaceae
Product: myosin-10
Exons: 5
Coding region: 593-2584 (663 amino acids)
Source: RefSeq, a predicted model, not a curated record